Ichthyophthirius multifiliis is the source of this 504-nucleotide messenger RNA. RefSeq lists its product as hypothetical. The transcript has a single exon. Lineage: Eukaryota; Ciliophora; Oligohymenophorea; Hymenostomatida. The record is from RefSeq and is a predicted model, not a curated record.
AUGAUUAUUUAGUUCGUUUUGAAUUUUUUCAUUUUCUUUUUAUAUUGUCUGAAUAUCAAGUAAUAUUCUGUUAUAAUUUUCUUCUAUAUUUUAUUUUUCAUUUAAAACUUAGCUUUUAUUCAUGUUUUCUUUUUAUUGGAAAUUAGAUAUCUUAUUUUCUAUGUUUUAAAUAUAUUAAUCGAAGCUUUAUGUUGUUUUUAAAUAAUAAUCUUGACAUUUUAAAUCGAUUUCUUGAAUAUAUUUAACUACAUAAUCUUCUGUAUGGGUUAUUUUUUGUUAAAAUAAUCAUAUUGUUUUAAUAUUUCAAUUAUUUAUUCUUCUUUCUCGUUUUAAUUUUAUAAAAUUAUUGUUUAUAUUGAGUUUUCUAUUUCUUAUUUUAUAUUUAAAACUGAUAAACCAUUAUAGGUAUUAUUUGUUUCUUUCAAUGUCAUUAGUCUAUCACUUAGUUUUACGUUUUCCUCAUUUGCUGCUACUCUCUAUUCUAAUUAUUCUAAUCUUAUUUGA